This is a messenger RNA of Rhipicephalus sanguineus (brown dog tick), 885 nucleotides long. RefSeq lists its product as uncharacterized. Lineage: Eukaryota; Metazoa; Arthropoda; Arachnida; Ixodida; Ixodidae. The transcript is spliced from 2 exons. The record is from RefSeq and is a predicted model, not a curated record. The coding region runs from base 1 to 885 and encodes 294 amino acids.
AUGGCUAAAGAAAGGAUGACUCAAGACAUGGAUGAAACGAAGAGAACUGGAGUGAAUGUUCGGGGAUACCAGAAACACUUCAGCUUGCUGGUAAAAACAGUGUACCUCCUACUUGGAGAUACUGUCUCAGCCAAAGACAUCAGUGAUAGCACAGAGUGUCUUGUGCAAUUUGUCGUUCAAGUUCAAUUCCUUUAUUCCAAAAAGGAAAUGACUUCGAAUGUGCAUUUAUUGCUGCACCUUGCAAAAAGUGCUAAAAUGCAAGGGCCACUUUGGGCAUAUUCUUGCUUUGUCUUUGAAGCAGGAUUAGGCAAAAUUGAGAAGCUGAUUACUUCCGCAAAGGGAGUGCCUCAUCAAGUAAUGAGUAGAGUACUUAUGGCCAGCAAAGUCUGUGCACUCAAGGCAGCUGCAAGUCAACAAAUUAAGCAUUUUUUGAGUUGUGAUUUGCCCACCGAAGAGUCGCUGGCCCUUUUGGGAAAACCAAUGGCUGUCAGUGUGUCUCUUUGUAGAAUAAUUGAGGCACAAGUCCCCCAGCAAAUCGUAGGCCCUGUUGAGGAAUAUGACAGGGUUCGCAUCUCUGGGCGCGUGUUCCACAGUGAACAAUAUCAAAGGCCUCAGAAAACUAACUGCACAGCUGUACCACUGGCAGAAAAUACACAUGAUAAGAUACAGCAUAUCGUGUCAGUGAGCUGCCAUGAGAGAAAGAGAACUUACUUUGUAUCUAAGCGCUAUGUUAGUUCUCUCUGUUUUGGAACAACACACAUUUCAUGUGUUCAGAAGUGGGCAGCUGAGAAGGUCAUAGAGGUUGACUGUAAGGCAACUCCAUGCCUUUGGAUUGAAUGUGAUGGAAGGCAGUUUUUUUGCAAUCUUGCUAAUCGUUUCCCAUAA